Cuscuta europaea is the source of this 843-nucleotide messenger RNA. Lineage: Eukaryota; Viridiplantae; Streptophyta; Magnoliopsida; Solanales; Convolvulaceae. The record is from the annotation of a GenBank genome assembly.
UUGGUGCCUCACUAAGGCAGCACUCACUAUCACUAUAAAUAUGCACCCCACCCUAUACUUUCUUCAAGUCCGGCCUAAACUAAUUCUCAAGUUCUCCCAUUCCCAGAGAGAUCUGAUCAUCCCCUUCAAAAAACCAAUGGCUUCAAGGAAUGUCCUGAGCAUGGAAGAGUUCUUGGAGGAGAUAUCCCUCCAGCAACAGGCCGUUGCUCUCGAGCUGAGACGCAAACAGCGCCAAUCUUCCUCUGAAACUGAUCCCGACACCACUGCAAAGGAACUUCUGGAGGCGAUCGACCUCCAGGAACGGAUUGCCAUCUUUGAAAAGAAGAAGCUCGAGAAACAAGCUCAAGUCCAGCAUCCAAAGUUUAUAGAGAUGUUUGGAGAGUUUUACCACCCUGAGCCUAGUAAGCCUCCUUCUAUUGAUGCCUCCAGCUCCUCUGCUCCUGUAACCAGUAGUGAAGAAGGUCGUGGUGGCCGUGAGGGAAAUGGAAGAGGAGGCACGGAUUGAAGGACGAAUGCUGAAAGUCUGGAACAGAGGCUCGUCUGAGGCAAAAAAAAAUUGUGUUUUUUUUUAUGUUUCUGUAUUUUAUUUUAAAUUUGGUAUAUAAAACUUUUAUGUUGUACUAAAUUUCAAUCACGUCUGUGAAAAACAUUGUCAUAACAGUGCAUGGUUCUCUUUUUGCUUACAUGAUUUAUGAUAAUCGCCUAUUAUACUUUCACACUUUCAAGUAUCCAUUGCUCAGAAAAAAAAAAGAAAUAAUAUUGUAAUUUUUUUAAAUAAAGUACUCCCUCCGUCCUGUUGGAAUGUUCCCGGUUUGACCUACACAUAUUAAGGAAAUAUAUUUA